Molecule: messenger RNA, 3809 nt
Organism: Lates calcarifer (barramundi perch)
Lineage: Eukaryota; Metazoa; Chordata; Actinopteri; Centropomidae
Gene: itga2b
Product: integrin, alpha 2b
Exons: 31
Coding region: 53-3151 (1032 amino acids)
Biological process (GO): cell-matrix adhesion; cell adhesion mediated by integrin; integrin-mediated signaling pathway
Cellular component (GO): external side of plasma membrane; integrin complex
Molecular function (GO): integrin binding
Source: RefSeq, a predicted model, not a curated record
AGGAAACUCAAGAGUUCGUUUCAGUCUCUGCUAAGACAGUGAGAUAGAUGUGAUGUGUUUCAGGCAGACAGGUAUGAUGUGUGUGUUCAGGUGUGUGUGUGUGUUGCUGUGUGUGUGUGUGUGUGUGUGUCUGAACCUGUUGGAUGAAGCCGUGAUGUUCAGCGGUCCGACAGGAAGUCUGUUUGGAUUCUCCGUUGACUUUCACACCAUCAGUAACAAGUCCUUUGUUGUGAUUGGAGCUCCCAAAGCCAACACCAGCCAAUCAGGAGUGACGGAGGGAGGGAGUGUGUUCCUCUGCCCCUGGUCACCUGGAGGCGGAUCCUGCGACAUCAUCAAAUUUGACCUGGAAGGUGAUGAGGACUACAACAGCUCUGGUCUGUUCUUUCAGUCCUUUAAGAGUCAGCAGUGGUUUGGAGCUUCAGUUCGAUCAGUCAGCAGCUCACACCUACUGGCAUGCGCUCCGCUCUUUCAUUGGAACGUUCAGAUGGGGGAGGCAGAGUCAGGGAAAACACCUGUGGGGAACUGCCUCCUAUUAGACCACAGGACAGGAAGCUCCACCUCCUUCUCCCCCUGCAGAGGAAUCAUGAUGGAGGCCGACUACACCCGCAUGAAAAACAGAAACGACCAGCGCUACUGUGAGGUCGGCUUCAGCGCUGACAUCACAAAGGAGGGUCGACUGGUGCUCGGAGCUCCAGGAAGCUUCUAUUUCCAGGGUCAGGUCUUUACUGUGGGCGUGAGUGACAUCAUCAACAGUGAGCAGAGCAACACUCCCAUCUCGUAUGUGGGGGGCAUCAGCCAAUCAGACGAGAGAGGAAGUUAUGACAUCUACCGUGGUUACUCUGUGACCACUGGUCAGCUGACUGGAGACUCCACACCAGAUUAUGUGGUCGGUGUUCCCAAUGACAGAAACACAGCAGGAACAGUGAAGAUCUACGACGGCAGGAGUAUCGGAUCACUGAGGGUUUCCCACAUCUUCCAGGGAGUUCAGGUGGCAUCAUACUUCGGACACAGUGUGGCUGUGGCCGACAUCAACAGCGACGGUUUGGAUGAUGUGUUGGUUGGAGCUCCUCUCUUCAUGGACAGGGUGAUGGAGCAGCUUCAGGAGAGAGGACAGGUGGUUGUGUACCUGCAGAGAAAAUACACCUCCUUCACCUCUCGACCUGACCAAUCACUGAUCGGCUCCUCCUUGUACGGGCGGUUUGGCUCCGCCCUUGCUGUGCUGGGAGACCUAGACAUGGAUGGUUACCAAGAUGUGGCUGUCGGGGCUCCCUGGUCAGGUGACAGUGGGCAGGGCCAGGUGUUCAUCUACCUGGGCAACAGUAACGGUCUCUCAGCCACGCCCUUUCAGGUGAUUGACAGCCCGUUGCCUUGCAGCAGGACAGCGUUUGGCUUUACUCUGAGGGGAAGGGCUGACAUUGAUGGGAAUGGAUAUCCAGACCUGCUGGUUGGAGCAUGGGCUGCCGACCGAGCUUUUGUCUACAGGUCCCAGGCAGUGAUCCGGUCCAGGGUUUCUCUCACUCUGCUUCCGGACUUCCUGAAUCCAGAUGUCAAACUGUGUCACCAAGGAAACACACCUGUGUCUUGUUUUGUUAUCCAGAUGUGCGUCUAUGUGUCUGGUCACAGAAUCCCACAGGAGACAGCACUGGGGGUGGAGCUACAACUGGACCAGAUGAAACAGCUAAUGGCACGACGGACCUUGCUGCUGUCGACCAAUCAGCCACAGGAUACAAUGAAGCUGGUGGUUCAGAGGGAGGUGGGCAAGACCUGUAUGAAUCAGACUGCCUACCUGAGGUCUGAAGAGGAGGUUCAGGAUAAGUUGAGUCCGAUCUUCAUCACGGUCAACAUCAGCCUCCUCAACACUACCCAACAUGCUUUGCUUCAUGGACAGACACACACUGCUGCACAGACCAGGAUCAUUCUGGACUGUGGAAAUGACAACAUCUGUGUCCCUGACCUGAAGCUGAGAGCUGAACCUGUGUCUGACAGUGUGUUGGUCGGUGAGGAUCAGUCGGUGUUGUUGGCGGUGUUGGCGGAAAACGAGGGUGAGGGGGCAUACGAGACCGAGCUGGUGGUCCGAGUCCCUGAACACACACACUUCCAGAGCAGCCAGGGUGUGAACAGACUGGUGUGUGUUCAGAGGAAGGAGAAUCAGACCAUCGUCGUGACCUGUGACCUCGGAAACCCCAUGACACAAGGACACACAGUGCAGACAGGUCUUCUGUUCAGUGUUGGUCAUCUGGAGGAGGUGGAGAGUCACAUCGGCUUCACCCUCAGGAUCAGGAGUAAGAACUCGGUGAACUCCAGCAGUAACCAGGUCACAGUGAGGAUUCAGGUCAGAGCUGAGGCGACUUUGGAGAUCAGAGGAGGCUCCUCCCCCCCUGAGGUCGUCCUGCCCCUCCCUGACUGGCAGCCUGCAAUGCAUCCUGGGAGCUUAGAAGUGGGUCCACUGGUGGAGCAUGUUUACGAGUUGAGGAACUAUGGUCCGAGUGCGGUGAACGCUCGGCUGACCGUGGACUUCCCCUCCUCCUGGCGACAUCACUUCCUGCUCUACAUCUUCUCCAACGCCACAGAGGAAUCACUAAGCUGCUGGACCCUGAAUGCAUCACAGAUAGACCCCUUCAAGUUGGUUGAGAACUCCUCAGAUGUGUCUGUAGUUUCUCCGUCUGUCCAGCAGGAGGAGACAAACUCUCACAGACAAACUGUUCAUGUGAACUGCAGCAGCAAUGAGACAGGUUGUGUCAGGUUUGUUUGUGAUGUCAUGGCGUUGGGGCGGGGCUUCAGUGCUGUCGUCAGGAUCUCAGCCCGGCUGUGGACACGCACACUCACACAGACUCCGUACCUGAACUAUGAGCUUGUUUCCUCCGCCUCCUAUAAUGUCAUCAACGCAUCAUCAAAAGUUCAACUGCUGCUGCUGCCAAGUGGACACACACAGACUCAGGUCAGUGUGUUGUGGCGUCCUCCUGAUGGAGAGAAAGAAGUUCCUAUUGGCUACAUUGUCCUGUCAAUCAUCUCUGGACUACUCCUCCUUGGCCUGUUCUGUUUCAUCUUCUGGAAGCUGGGUUUCUUUCAGCGCACUCGUCCUCCUACUGAUGAUGAUGAGGGUGAAGAUGAAGAGCAGCAGCUGGCUGAGGAGAGUCACAUGACUGAAUAAGACAGACACACACACACACACACACACACACACACGGUCACAUGACGUCUUCUUCACAUUUUAAACAGUUUCAGUUUGAAUCAAUACGUUUUAUAUUCAAUCUUAAACUGAUAAAAAACUGUUUGUGUUUUUAGUUUCAGUUUAACAACAUAACAACAUAACAACAAACAGUAAAUGUCAGCGUCUCGAGAUAACUUCUGUUGUGAAUUGGCGCUAUAUAAAUAAAAUUUGACUUGACUUGACUUGACUUAAAUAAAUACAAACAAUAGAAUAACAACAGAAAUGAAACUAAACCUUCACAUGGAGCCGCUGAGUUUCAGUCUGACAGAUGGAGGAUCACACUGAUUCUAUUAACACACACACACACACAGGUUGUCAUGCCUUCAGACAGUGUUCAGGGUUUAGUUGUUGCCUGACAGACGAGACUCAGGGCUGAAAACACAGGUCACUCAGAAGCUCCGCCCACCAGUUUUCUGUCUAUAAGAAGUUUGUUUUCAUCCCUCGCUCUGCUUCAGCACGCUUUUUAAAGCUCUUUAUCUUUCAUUUUAUUUAGUUUCACUUUAUUUAAAUUCUGUUAUUAAGUCUUUUACUUGUCACAUGACAGGAAAGAGUUGUUGUUGGAAGAUGAUGAAUAAACAUCUGUUUCUUUUGUUCUUCA